Messenger RNA from Aureobasidium melanogenum CBS 110374, 1404 nucleotides. RefSeq lists its product as uncharacterized. Bases 1 to 1404 code for a protein of 467 amino acids. Gene Ontology annotation, molecular function: metal-dependent deubiquitinase activity; protein binding; K63-linked deubiquitinase activity. The transcript is spliced from 3 exons. Lineage: Eukaryota; Fungi; Ascomycota; Dothideomycetes; Dothideales; Saccotheciaceae. The record is from RefSeq and is a predicted model, not a curated record. Gene Ontology annotation, cellular component: membrane; endosome. Gene Ontology annotation, biological process: protein K63-linked deubiquitination.
AUGACUGCGCCCAAGAGCGUCGAGCAGAUUGUCGCCGAGGCAUCCAACUUCGACCAUGCAGCCAACAUCCCCCUCAACAUGGCCCUGCGCACCGCCCAGAACAUGACCAGCCAAGCUGCCAACUACGAGCGCGAUGCCAACCUCCAAGAAGCCUAUUACUUCCUCUACCGCCAUGCCGACUUCUUCUUUACUCACAUCUCAAAACACCCGGAUGCGAAGAAGCCAGAGUACAAGGCCCAAAUGGCCCGCACCCGCGACCAUGUCAAGGCUGAUCUGUCGCGUAUGGAGGCCUUGAAGCCUGAGAUCACAUCCCGCUACCAAAAGUACCAGGAUGUUGUCAAGAGAAGGAACCAACUCAAGUCGCAGACAGACACACCUGCCGCCUCGCAAGAGUCGUUCGUGCUCAGUGCUGCCGAACACAAAGACGUCGCUCUGCAACUGGCCAAUCGCGAACUCCGGAGAAGGGCAAAGGACUCUCGCGACGACAAUGCUGUCAUGGACGACCUAAGCCGUGGCAUUCAAGAUUUAGGCCGAUGCAUAGAUACCCCUCGCGAUUCAUCUCGCAACACAUCAACUUCACAGACUUCGUCCCCAUACCACUACCCAUCAGUACCGUCUCACGCCUCCAUUGUUCCGUCUUCACCAUCACUCGCACCCAGCCGACCGCCCAAGGACGAGCUAUCCAGUCACAAGGCACCUCCACCACUCCCUUCGAAACCAGUUCAGUCCCUCAAUUCUCCUCCACCACUACCCUCAAAGGCCGGCGGGCCGGCACGACCACCCAAACAAGACAUAUCGCCCACCCAGUCCUACCAAUUCCAACCAGCCGCCUACACCGAAAACGGCACUCCACUACGAACCCUCUUCCUGCCCACCUCCCUACGCACCUCCUUCGUCUCCCUCGCAGCCACCAACACCUCUUCCAACCUCGAAACCUGCGGUAUACUCUGCGGCACACUAAUCUCCAACGCUUUGUUUAUAUCACACCUAGUGAUUCCAGACCAAACAGCCACCUCCGACACUUGUGAAACCACCGAUCAGGGAGAAACAGAUCUUUUCGACUAUGUAGAUCAUGAGGGCUUGAUGGUUUGUGGUUGGAUACAUACACAUCCAACUCAGACUUGUUUCUUGAGCUCGAGGGAUUUGCAUACUAGUGUGGGAUAUCAGGUCAUGUUGCCUGAAAGUGUGGCUAUUGUUUGUGCGCCCAGUAAAUCGCCUGAUCAUGGUAUCUUCCGCCUUACGGAUCCUCCAGGCAAACAAGCGAUUUUGAACUGUCAUAAACCUGGUCUUUUCCAUCCUCAUGAUGUGGAUAAUCUAUACACUGAUGCCACAAGACCUGGCCAUGUCUCUGAACUAUCGGGUUUACAAUUCCAAGUCGUGGACUUGAGAAAAGGCAAGAAGUAG